Catharus ustulatus (Swainson's thrush) is the source of this 1628-nucleotide messenger RNA. RefSeq names its product serine/threonine-protein kinase pim-1-like. NCBI's taxonomy places the organism in Eukaryota, Metazoa, Chordata, Aves, Passeriformes, Turdidae. The record is from RefSeq and is a predicted model, not a curated record. Gene Ontology annotation, molecular function: ATP binding; protein serine/threonine kinase activity. Bases 1 to 1536 code for a protein of 511 amino acids. Gene Ontology annotation, cellular component: cytoplasm. The transcript is spliced from 7 exons. Gene Ontology annotation, biological process: regulation of mitotic cell cycle; negative regulation of apoptotic process; protein autophosphorylation.
AUGAUGUGCAGUGGAGAGAAAGUGAAAAAUACCACGGACUACAAAUAUAUCACCAAAAAGAAGCAGGAGCUGAGUUCAGAGGGAAAAGGGAGUAAGGAUUCCUUGCUCGAUUGCACUGAAGGGGAUAUGAAGAAGGGGUCACUGGGACCGCCUUUGAUCCCCCCUAUACGCAAGGCAGGAAGUCCCAGUGAUGACAGUGCUGCACGGUCUCUGCUCAGCUCUGUGCAGCUGGAUGAUGAAGAGUCCCAUGAGAUGAGCCCGGCUCAUGACGCGCCCCGCACGGCGCCCCUGGGCGAGCCGGCCCCCUGCCCCUCCCUGCCGGGCCCGCCGCUGUGCCGUCCCCGCGGGGCUCUCUCCCUCCUGGUUGUAGCACCUUUUGAAGAGCCUCUGGAAGAGCUCCUCACUCUGCUGGUGGUGGUGGUGGAGCAGCACCCUCUCUUGGCUCUGCCUGGCGCGGGCCCCGGCCCCGGCCCCGGCCCCGAGCGAGGCCCCUCCCGUGGCUCCGCCCGCAGCCGCCCCGCAGCCGCCCGGCUCCCGCCCCAUCGCCGGCAGCUUCCCCGCUCCGAGUCCCGCCGCCCGUCAGCUCAGCCGCCGGCCCCGAGCUGCCAGAGCCCGGGGCGGCUCGGGAAGCAGCAGCGCCCGGGGCGGGUGGGUGCCCCGGGCAGAAUGGCGAGAGCGCGGUGCCGGCUCUACCGGCUGGGCCCGCUGUUGGGGAGCGGCGGCUGCGAGACGGGGCCGGCUCAGAGGCAGGAGGGAGGCGGUCGGCGAGCUCAGCCUACGGAUUGCCUUGGCUUGCAGGUGGCCAUCAAGCGAGUGCCCCGGGAUCGCAUUGGGGAGUGGGCGCGGCUGCACGACGGCGCCCUUGUGCCCAUGGAGCUGGUGCUGCUCUCAAUGGUGUCGUGCCCUGGCUUCCGCAGCAUCGUGCAGCUCCUGGACUGGUUCGAGCUGCCCAACGGCUUCGCCCUGGUCAUGGAGCGUCCGGAGCGCUGCCGGGACCUCUGGCACCUGCUGCACGCAGGGGGGUUCCUGCCAGAGCCCGUGGCACGGGGGGUGUUCUGCCAGGUGCUGCAGGCCGUGCGGCACUGCACCAGCCGCGGCGUGCUGCACCGCGACAUCAAGCCGCAGAACAUCCUCCUUGACCUGGUCACCGGCAAGGCGAAGCUCAUCGACUUCGGUGUCGGCACCAUCCUGCAGGACACCCUGUACACCCGGAUGGCAGGAACGCGGAGGUACUACCCGCCGGAGUGGAUCCUCUUCGGCUGCUACCACGGCCAGCCAGCCACCAUCUGGACCCUGGGCAUCCUGCUCUAUCAGCUGGUGUGCAGGCACCAUCCCUUCAAAACCAGAGAAGACAUCGUCCGGGGCCAGCUCUCCUUCCUGCCCCGGGUGUCUCAAGGGUGCCAGCCCCUCAUCAGGUGGUGCUUAUCCAUGGACCCUGCAGACAGGCCAUGCCUGGAAGACCUUUUUGAGCAUCCUUGGGUGCAGCAGCCCCACCUGGCCCAGGAGACAGCAGAGAUCCAUCCCUCUGCAAAGUAGGAUCCAGGAGCUCAGCACGUCCCAGCUGCUGGCAUCUCGUGGUGCUCCAAGAAAUGCCCAGAGCAUUUCCCUGCGGCUGUGGCAUGGAGCAG